CGAGAAAUUUGAACAAUCGAUCGGCUAUGGUUUACACCAAGACAUGCGCUUAUGAAUAACACGCCUUUCAUUCAGUGCAUAUUUGAAGUGUUCAGGCAACUGUUGAAUUGCAGAUUGAUAUUUGUUUAUUUACUUAUUUAUUGGAUUUUGUUGAUUUAAUUGAAAUAAGCGUAUUUUUAGUUAAAUAAUAAUAUUGCCAUUUAAAUAGGUAUUAUAUUGUAUCUAAUAUAAAAUAGCCAAAAACUAAAAAAAUCAAGAAAAUGUCAUUCUUUCAAGAAGAAAACGACGAAUAUGAAGAUGUCAGUACCGUUUUGGUGAGAAACUUUCAUCUUGAUCUUAUGGAUCAAGAUAUAUUAUACCAUUUGGCUUUAGGAAGUGGUUCUCACGAUUUAAGAGCUAUGUUUGGUGACGUUAAGUUUGUUUGUAUGGGCGGCACACCCAAACGAAUGGAACAAUUUGCAUACAAAUUAAUGGAAGAAAUAUCUUAUAAAAUACCGACGGGUACAACGCUGCAAGACAUAAGUCGUUAUUCCUAUAGAUAUUCAAUGUAUAAAGUGGGACCUGUACUUUGUAUUAGUCAUGGAAUGGGAAUGCCAUCUGUUGGUAUACUACUGCAUGAAAUUAUUAAACUCAUGUUCCAUGCUAAAGUUGUGGAUCCUAUUUUCUUUAGAAUAGGUACAAGUGGAGGUAUUGGCUUAGAAGGAGGUACUGUGGUAAUUUCUGAUGAAGCCGUUGAUGGCAUGCUUCAACCAAAUUUAGAACUACAAAUUCUUGGAAAAUUAGUAAAAAGAAAUUCGAUCUUGGACAAAAAACUUCAAUGGGAAUUAAAAUCUCUAGCCGAACCAGAUGAUCCGUAUCCAACAGUUAUUGGCAAGACAAUGUGUACAAGUGAUUUUUAUGAAGGCCAAGGGCGUAUGGAUGGAGCUUUUUGUGACUUCUCAGAAGAAGAAAAAAUGGAGUAUUUAGAAAAACUUAAAUCAAAUAACGUGAGAAAUAUCGAAAUGGAAUCAUUGGCAUUUGCUGCCCUGACACAUCAUGCAGGAAUAAAAGCAGCUGUUGUGUGUGUAACAUUACUGGAUAGACUAAAAGGAGAUCAAAUUCAUUAUCCUAAGGAAGUUCUUGACGAGUGGCAGCAAAGACCUCAAAAAUUAGUUUGUCGUUAUAUAAAAAAAUAUUUAUCAAAGAGAGGUAUGAUAUUAAAUAAUCAUUGUGGUUCAAUGAAUGUAAAAAGCCCAAGAAGAUUUAAACUUGUACAACAGGAGUCCGAAAGCUACGAUUGAAAUGUUUACCAUUUUACUCUUUUUAAUGUUUCUAAUAAAAUAAAUUAUUAGUAAUACUUUUA
Molecule: messenger RNA, 1342 nt
Organism: Daktulosphaira vitifoliae (grape phylloxera)
Lineage: Eukaryota; Metazoa; Arthropoda; Insecta; Hemiptera; Phylloxeridae
Product: uridine phosphorylase 2
Exons: 7
Coding region: 261-1280 (339 amino acids)
Biological process (GO): uridine catabolic process; nucleotide catabolic process
Cellular component (GO): cytosol; cytoplasm
Molecular function (GO): uridine phosphorylase activity
Source: RefSeq, a predicted model, not a curated record